AUGUACAGCGCCGCAUCAACGCACAAACGUCGAAGGAGCGCACUUCGAGCGGACGAAAAGAGGAAUCCCGUAUCCCUGCUGGCUCAUGCUUCUUCCCGGCGCAUCCUGUCCAGAUUUUACGACGAUGCAUGCAGAGAAGCGGGUAGGAGUGGGCAAGGAAAGGGCAAAGAGAGGGCGUUGGAUGAGCUGCAAAAGAGGGUGACGGGACAAUUGGUGGGCGCUCACUGCGUAAGUACUCGAUGCGGCGGCGGUGGGCUCAUGUGCCUUGUCCCGUGAUACGUGAGCAUCAUCUGAGAUGUUUCUGCUUCCAUACCACGUCCUUCUCUACUGUUGCCCACGCCAACACAGCUUCAGAUCAUCAUGCCGACCGCCAGCUCGUCGCCGUCCAGCGUGCAUGCUCAGCGUGCCUCCUCCAGCAAAGCACCUACCGCACUCCCAUCCACCCUCGAUGCCCCCUCUACUCCAUCGCUGGCAAACUCGAGCGGCACUUCGGCGCUGAUAGUUUUGCGCAUCUCGGAUCUCUUGACGAAUGGCGUCCUGCUACAAAUGGCCAAGAGGCCAGAGGAUGAGUUGACUCUGAUCGCUAGCACCGCCAGCUCGAGCGAUGGGGAUACGUGGACGCUGGUGGACGGUGCGUCUGUCACAUUCUCAACGUGAUUGUGAUUGAAGCUCUUAUCGAAUCUAGUCCCGCUCACUCAUUCCUUGCUGCGACACACUUCCCAAGGUACAUUGCACCUUUCGGUCCAAAGAAGCACCUACCUCUCACUAGGUCUGGUGGGCAGACCAAGCUCUUUCUGUCGAACCUCGUCAGGCCGCUAUUCGGAUCGACGCUCAGGCUUGGUGGAAAGAUUUCGCAUCGACAUUGACAUCAGAGCCAAAUCCUUCGCCCCUGCAAAGAAGGGCUACGAGAGAGUCAAGAGAGCGCUACAAUGGUGGGAUUCGCACAGGAACAGCGACAUGCAUGCCUCUUGGGAAGUGGUGGGUUGUUGGAAUGGGCAGCAGAGCUGUGAGUCAGUCUGGGCGAAGGCAUGAUUUGUAGAGCAGUGAGCUUAUCCUCAUCUCUCCUGGGUGUAUGCGCUCGCACCAGUUCCCCUGCCCAUCGCAUUGGACCUCUCGACACGACCUCUUGUCAAGGAGAUAGAAGACGUUUGGGUACCCAACCUGUCAUACAUGUACCAGUCAUCUCUCGAUCAUGCAUCGUGCUUGGAUCAAUGGGAUCAGACAUGGCAGCAUAUAUCCGAGUGGAGCGCGCUUGUCAGGUUGGGAGUAGAAUGGUGAGCAGCAUGCGAGCAGACUCGAGAUGAGAUAUUGCCGAUUCAAACAAUAAUGUGUUGCCUCUGCCCGGGCGCAGCAUACGUACCUACGCACGCCCCAGCCAUACCUGCAGGCUGCCCACGGAGGAGUGGGAGCAACUCAGUGCCUAUGCGCAUGGGGUGAAGAUCAUCACUUACGAGGGUCCCCUUUGUCCCAGUCAAGUGCAGAGCAUUUUCUAUUCCUUGCAGAAAGAUGUGGAUGCCGAGGGACUCGAGGCGACGCAACGCAGAAAGGCGGGAGGGCCGCAAGAGAGAAAUCAGCAAAGGGAGGGCGAAAAAGACGUGGAAAGGUGUGAGGCGGAAAUACCGUGGGCCUUUGUAAGCUGCACCGCUUGGCAAGGAAGCUGCGUCGCUUGGCGAUCGAAGGAGAGCAAAACUGACCGAGCUGAGCCAAAGACGAAGGUGGGCGGGACUCGUCAGAGAAGAGGCGUGUGGGAACGCAACGAGGCGCAAGAUGAAGCCUGGCAACUCGACGACGAGCCGAGCGAUUCGGUUCCAUCUGGCACGGAGCAAGACGGCAUGUCUGUAGACUCCUCCAGCUCGGCCGCAGAGGCCGACGAUGCGCAUUGUGCGACUUUGGACCCGUCGCAAGCUGUAUGCGCAGCAGCGGGCGCGACAGGCGCAAAGAAGCGCAAGAAGACGUGGCAAGGGAGUGGAAAAGCGGCUCGACGAGCUCGAUCGAAGAGGGUGCAGAGGAGGGGUCAUCGAAGGGCUGGGGAGAAUGAGCACGCUAUUGAAGUUGCGGGCGGCGGCGGCACUUCUGCUGGUUGGUCCGUCCUGCUCUUCCCUUCCUGCAGCCCUGACCAGGCAACCUCUGGAUUGAGCGCGGACAAAAGUUGCAGUGCCAAGGAUGCAUGUUACCUCUCGAGCAGACCAAAGUGCAGGUGGAUGGCCUGCGAGAAUGUAGGCAUCGAUACGCGCAAUUGA
Molecule: messenger RNA, 2240 nt
Organism: Ceraceosorus bombacis
Lineage: Eukaryota; Fungi; Basidiomycota; Exobasidiomycetes; Ceraceosorales; Ceraceosoraceae
Source: the annotation of a GenBank genome assembly